This is a messenger RNA of Sinocyclocheilus grahami, 5316 nucleotides long. RefSeq names its product teneurin-2-like. The record is from RefSeq and is a predicted model, not a curated record. Gene Ontology annotation, cellular component: neuron projection. The transcript has 10 exons. Bases 1 to 4599 code for a protein of 1532 amino acids. NCBI's taxonomy places the organism in Eukaryota, Metazoa, Chordata, Actinopteri, Cypriniformes, Cyprinidae. Gene Ontology annotation, biological process: neuron development; heterophilic cell-cell adhesion. Gene Ontology annotation, molecular function: cell adhesion molecule binding; protein homodimerization activity; protein heterodimerization activity.
AUGGGUAACGGCCGAAGACGCAGCAUCUCGUGCCCAAGCUGCAGUGGGAUGGCUGAGGGCAACAAGCUGCUGGCGCCGAUGGCUGUAGCCUGUGACGGAGAGGGUAACCUGUACGUGGGCAUCCUUCAUAAGGGCAGCGGUGAGAAUAUCUUCCUCUCCCAGCAGCAGCCACCCAUCAUCAACAGUAUUAUGGGUAACGGCCGAAGACGCAGCAUCUCGUGCCCAAGCUGCAGUGGGAUGGCUGAGGGCAACAAGCUGCUGGCGCCGAUGGCUGUAGCCUGUGACGGAGAGGGUAACCUGUACGUGGGUGACCUUAACUUUGUGCGGAGGGUCUAUCCUUCCCUCAAUACCACAGCUGUACUGGAGCUCAGUGUUGCAUUGGAUAAGAACGGCCUGAUGUACUUUGUGGAUGCUACUAUGAUACGAAAAGUGGAUCAGAAUGGCAUUAUCUCCACUCUGAUAAAGACCAAUGACCUUACUGCAGUCAGGCCCCUCAGCUGUGAUUCCAGCAUGGACGUCAGCCAGGUACGUCUGGAGUGGCCUACAGACCUGGCCAUCAACCCUAUGGACAACUCUCUGUAUGUGCUGGAGAAUAACGUCAUCCUGCGUAUCUCUGAGAACCACCAGGUCAGCAUUAUUGCAGGGCGGCCCAUGCACUGCCAGGUCCCUGGCAUUGAUUACUCUCUCAGCAAACUAGCCAUCCAUUCUGCCUUGGAGAGCGCCACAGCCAUCGCCAUCUCCCACACAGGUGUGCUCUAUAUUGCUGAAACCGACGAGAAGCGCAUCAACCGCAUACGGCAAGUUAGCACCAGCGGUGAGAUCUCCCUGCUUGCCGGGGCUGCCUCUGAAUGCGACUGCAAGAAUGACGUCAACUGCAACUGUUUCUCAGGAGAUGAAGGCUAUGCUGCGGACGCCAGCCUCAAUUGUCCCACUUCGCUAGCUGUGUCACCAGAUGGUACCCUGUACAUCGCUGACCUGAACAAUAUCCGUGUACGUUCAAUCCACAGCAACCGCCCCAAUGCCACAGCGAGUGGACAAUAUGAAGUGGGUUCAUCUCUAGAACAGGAGUUAUAUGUGUUUGGUCCUGACGGCCUUCAUAGGCAGACGGUUAGCCUCAUUACAGGCUUGGCACUGUAUAACUUUACUUACGGGUUGGACGGAGAGUUGGCAGCAGUUACCGAUGCCUCUAACAAUACGCUUCGGGUGAGGAGGGAGGCAUCUGGCUCUAUCAGGCUUGUGCUGUUGCCAGAGAACCAGGUGGUAACACUGGGAAUGGACCCAGCCGGCAGCCUACGUUCAGUGUCCGCCCUCAGUCAGGAAGUGGCACAGCUCGGUUAUUACACUAACACAGAACUUUUAGCCUCCAAGUCAGAUGAGACCGGAUGGACAAACUUUUACAACUAUGACAGUGAGGGUCGUCUAACCAACGUCACAUAUCCCACUGGUGUGGUGACCAGUCUGCAUCGUGAGAUGGAGGAGACCAUCAAUAUUGACAUGGAGAGCUCAAACAGAGAUGAUGAUGUCACGGUCAUCACUAAUCUCUCGUCCGUAGAGGCGUCCUACACUGUGGUUCAAGACCAAGUGAGGAAUAGCUAUCAGUUGUACCACAACGGCACACUGAGAGUAUCCUAUGCUAAUGGAAUGGGCAUCAGCUUUCACACCGAACCACACAUCAUUGCAGGAUCAGUGAGCCCGACCAUCGGGAGACGCAACAUCACCCUACCCACUGACAGCGGCCUUAACUCUAUCGAAUGGCGCAUGAGAAAAGAGCUGACCAAGGGCAAGGUUACAGUGUUUGGCAGAAAGUUGCGCGUCCACAGCAGAAACCUUCUGUCCAUUGACUAUGACCGCAACACCAGAACAGAGAAGAUCUACGAUGACCACCGCAAGUUCACUCUGCGCAUCAUCUAUGAUGCCCAGGGCCGACCGGCCACCUGGCUUCCUAGCAGCAGCUUAGCCCUGGUCAAUGUAUCUUAUUCACCCACUGGCCGAUUGGUGGGCUUGCAGAGGGGCAGCAUGAGCGAGAAAAGCGAGUUUGACACAUUUGGACGGAUCCUGUCCCGAACCUUUGUUGAUGGGAAAGUUUGGAGCUUCAGCUACAUGGACAAAUCCAUGGUGUUGCUGCUCCAACAGAGUCAGAAACAGUACAUCUUUGAUUUUGACACAGCGGGCCGGCUCACGGCGGUCACUAUGCCGAGCAUGGCCAGACACACUAUGGCCACUCAUGUGUCUGUUGGUUACAUUCGCAACACCUACAACCCCCCUGAGAGCAAUGCCACCAUUAUCCACGACUUCAGUGAGGAUGGGCAUCCACGCGCUACAUUCUACCUUGGAACUGGUCGGCGUGUGCUCUACAAAUACGGGAAGCUUGGAAAGCUCUCGGAGGUGCUGUAUGACGCAACUGCCGUCAACUUUGGCUAUGAUGAGACAACAGGAGUGCUUAAAAUGGUCAACUUACAGAGCGGAGGCUUCUCUUGCACCAUUCGCUAUCGCAAACUCGGCCCCCUAGUGGACAAACAGAUGUACCGCUUCUCAGAAGAAGGAAUGGUUAAUGCUCGUUUUGACUACACCUAUCAUGACAACAGCUUCAGGGUGGCCAGCAUAAAGCCAGUAAUAGGGGAAACCCCACUUCCUGUGGACCUGUACCGCUAUGAUGAGAUAUCCGGUAAGGUCGAACACUUCGGCAAGUUUGGCAUCAUAUACUACGACAUCAACCAAAUCAUCACUACGGCCGUGAUGACACUCAGUAAGCAUUUUGAUGCACAUGGCCGCAUCAAAGAAGUGCAGUACGAGAUCUUCCGCUCGUUGAUGUAUUGGAUGACAGUGCAGUAUGACAGUAUGGGCCGUGUAAUUAAACGUGAACUGAAGAUUGGUCCAUAUGCUAAUACCACACAGUACCGCUACGAAUAUGACGGUGACGGCCAGCUUGUUGGUGUCAAAGUUGAUGACUGGUCCACUUGGCGCUAUAGCUACGACCUAAAUGGAAAUCUCCAUUUGCUUAACCCUGGUAACAGCGCCCGUCUGCUGCCACUACGCUACGAUCUUCGAGACCGAAUCACACGGCUCGGCGAUAUGCAGUAUCACCUCGAUGAGGAUGGCGUGCUUGCACAGAGAGGCUCAGACAUUUUUGAGUACAAUUCCAAAGGUCUUCUCGAGCGAGCCUACAGCCGCACAGCUGGAGGUUGGAGUGUCCUCUACCGCUAUGAUGGCUUGGGCCGCCGUGUCUCCCGCAGAACUAGCGAAGGCGAGCAUCAGCAGUACUUCUACGCCGACUUGAACUACCCCACUCGGGUCACCCAUGUUUACAACCACUCGAGAGCUGAAAUCACCUCCUUCUACUAUGACCUGCAGGGUCAUCUAUUUGCUAUGGAGGUCAGUGGUGGGGAGGAAUACUAUAUCGCCUCUGACAACAUAGGCACCCCACUGGCCAUCUUCAGCAGCAAUGGGCAGAUGGUCAAGCAGAUGCAGUACACAGCAUACGGAGAGGUCUACCAUGAUUCUAACCCAGAUUUCCAGCUCAUAUUAGGCUUUCAUGGAGGGCUUUAUGAUCCUCUCACAAAGCUGGUGCACUUCGCCCAGAGAGACUAUGACGUGCUGGCAGGAAGAUGGAUUGCACCUGACCAUACAUUGUGGCCGAAGAUAGGCAAAGUGCCAGCUCCGUUCAACCUGUAUAUGUUCAAGAACAAUAAUCCACUCAGCGAUAUGAUUGAUGUGAAAAACUAUGUGACAGAUGUGAAGAGUUGGCUGGUUAUGUUUGGCUUUCAGCUCAGCAACAUAAUUCCAGGGUUUCCUAGACACUCGCUUUAUUUUGUUGACCCUCCUUAUGAGGUACUUGCCAGUCAGGACUCUGAUAACACUCAGCUUUUCACUGGAGUUCAGCAUUCAGUGGACAGACACAACCAGGCCUUCAUGGUUCUUGAGGGGAGGCGGCUCAACAAACAGCGGCGCACCAAGCGUGACAAGCCCGGUUACUGGUUUGGCACCAGCACGCCCAUCGUAGGCAAAGGCAUGAUGCUCGCUAUCAGGGAUGGUCACGUAUUAACAGACCUGUCCACCUCAGCUAGCGAAGACAGUCGCAAAAUAUCACAGAUCCUCAGCAACGCCAUCUACCUGGAUGGCACUCGUUACACCAUCGAUGGUUGGGACUGCCACUUCUUCGUGAAGCUCGGACUAGCUGACAGCGACCUGUUGGCCUUGGGUCUCAGCAGCGGCCACAAGACACUGGAGAGUGGGAUCAAUGUGACGGUCAGCGGACGCUCCCGCCGGGGCGUCACUAUAGAGAUCCACUCCGCCAAACUCACAUAUAGCAUCCGGUACGGGCUGUCAGCAGAGGUUCUGGAAAAGGAGCGGAGCCGCCUGCUGGAACAAGCCCACCAGAGGGCGCUGUCUGGAGCAUGGGCCAGGGAGCAACAGCAAGUGCGCGAAGGCAGGGAUGGAGGACGCGUGUGGGCUGAAAAUGAGAAGCAACAACUGUUAGCCAUGGGGAAGGUCGUGGGUUACGAGGGCUACUACGUGCUCCCAGUAGAGCAGUACCCUGAACUGGCGGACAGCAGCGCUAACAUCCAGUUCCUCAAACAGAACGAGAUGGGCAGGAGGUAACAGAGUUCAACUGUUGCUGAUGCCAUGCCAUCUCCUACGGAGAGAAACAACAGAGUGCUGCAGAGACGUUUCCCAAAAAUGGAGAACCAACAGCCAGCAGCAAGAACACUGACCCAUUAUUGAAAAAAAAAGCACUUGUGAACAAUGAUUUUGUAGUGAUCUUUUGACUUUAUAGAAAGUGGUAAAUAUUUUUUAGUCAAUUCAGACUGGCUGUGAGUGGCGGACAUUAAUGUGAUGAUAGUGUGAUAGCUCGCUUUGGUUUUUCAUGACUGCAUAUCAAACAUAACAGAAAUCAUCACGCAAUACUCAAUAAAACAGCAUCACCUGCUCCCAUAUGUGUUUGUGAAACUACACUGGAACAUAUUCAAAAGGAACGUCAGCGUCUCGACACUUUCAGUCUCGUUCCUCAUGAAUUUUCUCGCUAUACGUCAAUGCAGUGUUUGGUAUUAAGAUUUUAAUCACACCGUGUGAGGCUGAGCUUUCUGAUUGGCUUUCGCUGGAUGUGUUAAUCAUCAGCUCACAGAGUCUGUCCUCUUCUGUUCGCAAUAUAUGACAAUCACAGGGGCUGAUACAUUGAUCAAUAAACUGUACAUGAACCAACCGUUUUGUAUAAUAUGUAAGAGAUUAUUGAUUGUCUGGGUUUUUUAUUAUUAUUUUAUUAAUUUAAAUUCAACUUGACAAGUGAAAACAGAUGAAAGUGUAAUAUAUAUUGUUUUU